This is a messenger RNA of Pseudoliparis swirei, 1457 nucleotides long. Its product is annotated as putative zinc carboxypeptidase. Lineage: Eukaryota; Metazoa; Chordata; Actinopteri; Perciformes; Liparidae. The transcript is spliced from 4 exons. The record is from RefSeq and is a predicted model, not a curated record. Bases 1 to 1305 code for a protein of 434 amino acids.
AUGCCGAGCAACAGCCUCCAACGGUGCCUUUUAGGAGUUGAAGAGGAGGGUAAAAAAAGUCGCCGCCAUGUAACCCGUGCAGCCAGUGUAACCAGUACAAGUGUAACCAGUAACCAGUGUAACCAGUGUAACCAGUGUAACCAGUGCAACCAGUGUAACCAGUGUAACCAGUACAACCAGUGUAACCAGUGUAACCAGUGCAACCAGUGUAACCAGUGUAACCAGUGCAACCAGUGUAACCAGUGUAACCAGUACAAUCAGUGUAACCAGUACAACCAGUGUAACCAGUACAACCAGUGUAACCAGUACAACCAGUGUAACCAGUGUAACCAGUGUACAACCAGUGUAGUUACAACCAGUGUAACCAGUACAACCAGUGCAACCAGUGUAACCAGUACAACCAGUACAACUAGUGUAACCAGUGUAACCCAGUGUAACCAGUGUAACCAGUACAGCCAGUGUAACCAGUACAACCAGUGUAACCGGUGUAACCAGUACAACCAGUGUAACCAGUACAACCAGUACAACCAGUGUAACCAGUACAACCAGUGUAACCAGUACAACCAGUACAACCAGUGUAACCAGUACAACCAGUGUAACCAGUGUAGCCAGUAUAACCAGUGCAACCAGUGUAACCAUUGUAACCAGUAUAACCAGUGUAGCCAGUGUAACCAGUGUAGCCAGUAUAACCAGUACAACCAGUGUAACCAGUACAACCAGUACAACCAGUGUAACCAGUACAACCAGUGUAACCAGUACAACCAGUACAACCAGUGUAACCAGUGUAGCCAGUGUAACCAGUGUAGCCAGUAUAACCAGUACAACCAGUGUAACCAGUGUAACCAGUACAACCAGUGUAACCAGUGUAGCCAGUAUAACCAGUGUAACCAGUGUAACCAGUGUAGCCAGUAUAACCAGUGUAACCAGUGCAACCAGUGUAACCAGUACAACCAGUACAACCAGUGUAACCAGUGUAACCAGUACAACCAGUGUAACCAGUGUAACCAGUACAACCAGUGUAACCAGUGUAACCAGUGUAACCAGUGUAACCAGUACAACCAGUGUAACCAGUACAACCAGUGUAACCAGUACAACCAGUGUAACCAGUACAACCAGUGUAACCAGUGUAACCAGUACAACCAGUGUAACCAGUACAACCAGUGUAACCAGUGUAACGUGUGCAGGUGUUCCUGGGCCUCCUCCACGCUGCAGACCUCCGUGGGGCCUCCAGCCGCUCGGUGGAGAAGAUCUUCCUUCACCCCGACUUCCAGUCAGAGAACUACGACAACGACAUCGCCCUGCUGAGGCUGGAGGGGCAGGUGGAGGUGACGGAGCUCACCCGGCCCGUGUGUCUGCCCCCACCCCACAGACAGGGUGACCCCCCCUCCCCUCUACCUAACUCUCUGGGUGUGGUUGCUGGGUGGGGAAUAUCCAACUUCAAUGCCACCUCCUCGUCG